AUCGCAUAUUCUCUUCCCUCCCAUCUGUCUGUCUUCCUCAACAACAACAAAAAAAAAAAAAAUCCUCUUUUCUCCAUAUUUUCCUCUCGUGAUUUGGUCUAGGUUAACAAAUUACGUCUCCUGGUCUUCCAUAUUUCUGGAUCUUUCUUCGAAAGAUUCUUCCAUUGUCGUCCAGGUCGUGAUUCUGGUAGAUUCUUGGAGAUUACUCGCAUCGGAUGUAUGGCGGAUGCAAAAGUUGUUGCCGGGGUACUAGGAACUCAGGUGGUGGAGGAAACCUCUCCUGAUUUGCUGAAGAACACGCCGUCGAACAUUGCUAGGUUAGAGGAUGUGAUCGAGCAAUGCGAAGGCAGACAAAAGUAUCUUGCUCAGACGAGAAGUCCAUCUGAUGGAAGUGAUGUUCGGUGGUACUUUUGUCAGGUCCCGUUGGCCGAAGAUGAAUUAGCUGCUUCAGUACCUCGCUCCGAGGUAGUGGGAAAGAGUGAGUAUUUCCGGUUUGGUAUGAGGGAUUCUCUGGCAAUAGAGGCAUCUUUCUUGCAGAGGGAGGAAGAAUUGCUUUCACUCUGGUGGAAAGAGUAUGCAGAAUGCAGCGAUGGCCCAAGGAUACACGUUGAUUCCAAACAAAAAUCGGAUAAGGAAUCAAUAGCAUCUACUUCCAAAGCUUCUACAUCGACCAGCCUAUAUGAAGUUGAAGAGGAGAGAGUUGGUGUUCCCGUGAAGGGUGGGCUAUAUGAGGUCGAUUUGGUGAGGAGGCAUUGUUUUCCAGUUUACUGGAAUGGAGAAAAUCGGCGUGUGCUUAGAGGCCACUGGUUUGCUCGUAAAGGAGGCCUCGAUUGGCUUCCAAUCAGGGAAGAUGUUGCUGAACAGCUAGAGGUCGCAUACCGCAACAAGGUUUGGCGCAGAAGAAGAUUUCAACCCUCUGGACUUUUUGCAGCUCGUGUUGAUUUGCAGGGAUCCAACUUGGGACUGCAUGCUCUCUUUACUGGGGAAGAUGCUACAUGGGAGGCAUGGCUUAAUGUUGAUCCAUCCGGUUUCUCUGGUUUUGUUGGUUACAGUGGAAAUGGAAUUAAGUUAAGGCGUGGUUACUCCGGCUCACAUUCUCCAAAACCUACUCAGGAAGAACUACGCCAACAAAAGGAGGAGGAGAUGGAUGACUACUGUUCGCAAGUUCCUGUUCGCCAUCUUGUUUUUAUGGUCCACGGCAUUGGUCAGAGAUUAGAAAAGUCUAAUCUGGUUGAUGAUGUUGGAAACUUCCGUCAAAUCACAGCAAGUUUGGCUGAACGUCAUCUUACCUCUCACCAACGUGGAACUCAAAGAGUCCUUUUCAUCCCAUGCCAGUGGAGAAAGGGCCUAAAGCUAAGUGGUGAAGCUGCAGUUGACAAAUGUACUUUAGAUGGUGUACGGCGAUUGCGUGUCAUGCUCAGUGCUACGGUCCAUGAUGUGUUAUACUACAUGAGCCCCAUUUAUUGUCAGGCUAUAAUUGAUUCGGUUUCGAACCAACUAAACCGGUUGUAUCUGAAGUUCCUAAAGCGAAAUCCUGGCUAUGAUGGAAAGGUUUCUAUAUAUGCUCACUCGCUGGGCAGUGUUCUAUCCUAUGACAUCCUAUGUCAUCAGAAGAAUUUGUCAAGCCCAUUUCCGAUGGAUUCUAUUUACAAGAAAUUUUUCCCCGAUGAAGAAUCUGCCCCGGUGAGAAGUAGUCGGCAUUCUAGUUCCCAUCCAUCAACAAAUUUGGACAAAGAUAACUGUAAUCAGAUGGAUACAGAGGAAAUCGUAGGCGAAGAUGAUAAUAGCAUGAUGGCUAAAGAAUCAACUCUUCUUCGGGAGCACAAGGAGAUUUUCAGUGAAGCUCCUUCUUUAAGCGGCGAUAGUGUUGUAGACAAUGUGGAUUUAGAGCCAAAAGAUAACAACGAAGAUGAACAUGAACAAACUUGUGAAUCUGGUGGAGCAAUUUCUCCAUGGGAUUGUUCAAAUGGAACUGAUAAAGAAACACAUGUUUCGUCCUCUAUUCCUGGACAAUGUGAUGAUGCUAAUAAAGAAGAAAUGAUUGAGAAGUUGAGAGAAGAGGUUAAUUUGUUAAGGGCAAAACUGGCAGAACUGGAAUCCCGAAGUGGCAGGACACAUACUCAUGAAAAAGCCAUCACAUCUACGGUGCCCGACAAGUGGACACCAACUGAGGAUGCCAAUACACCACAAAGUUAUACUCCGUAUAUCAAAUACACAAAGCUUGAGUUCAAGGUUGACACUUUCUUUGCAGUUGGAUCGCCACUCGGUGUCUUUCUUGCCCUCCGAAAUAUUCGUAUUGGGUUAGGUAAAGGGAAGGAUUACUGGGAAGAGGAGAAUAUUACAGAAGAAAUGCCAGCUUGUCGUCAAAUGUUCAACAUUUUUCACCCUUAUGAUCCUGUAGCCUAUAGAGUAGAACCACUUGUCUGCAAAGAGUACCUUUCUGAGCGACCAGUAAUUAUACCUUACCACAGAGGUGGAAAGAGGUUGCAUAUUGGAUUUCAGGAGUUCAGAGAGGAUUUAGCCGCUCGGUCACAGGCAAUGAUGAAUCGCUUUGAUUCAGUAAGGAUAAAAGUUCUGACGAUCUGCCAAUCAAAAAGUGCGGAUAAGUUAGAAGAUGCAGCAGAUACCAAUGAGGAAAAAGAGGAAAGAACUUAUGGUUCCUUGAUGAUGGAGAGGCUAACUGGAACUCGAGAUGGUCGAAUAGAUCACAUGCUCCAGGAUAAAACCUUUGAGCAUCCCUACCUACAAGCCAUCGGAUCACACACAAACUAUUGGAGAGAUUAUGAUACUGCUCUUUUCAUAUUAAAGCACUUGUACUCUGAAUUACCAGAAGAGCCUAACUCAUCAUCAGAAUCCAAUGGAGACAGUCCAAAAGAUUUAAGUAGACCUCAUAGCUGGAUGCAGGGAAGAGAAACCAAUGAUGAAGAGCUUCCAUUAACCUUCUCUGACAAACAAAUGGUCAGAAGCUUCUCAGCAAAAGCCCGGAAAUAUUCAAAGAAGGCUUAGAUUUAAGCAUAUUCACAUCUCGGGUCAGGUUUGUAAUAUCGGUAUGGCUAGAAUGGAUAUCUUUAAUCAAAUGCCACUGGAAUCUGCGAAAGCUUGAUGAUAAAGAGGAAGGGAACGCAAUCAGGAAGGGGAGGUUGGUUAUUCCUAACCUAAGCCAUGACUUGUAAGCAUUGUUGUUUAUUUACUGUACAGAAGAUCUGCUUCGAAAAUGUAAAGAAACGCUGAAACCCAGAGUAUUUGUACAAUGUGAUAUAGAAAUGUUGUUUCAGCA
Tarenaya hassleriana is the source of this 3277-nucleotide messenger RNA. RefSeq names its product phospholipase SGR2. Gene Ontology annotation, molecular function: glycerophospholipase activity; metal ion binding. Bases 220 to 3006 code for a protein of 928 amino acids. Gene Ontology annotation, cellular component: cytoplasm. The transcript has 22 exons. The record is from RefSeq and is a predicted model, not a curated record. NCBI's taxonomy places the organism in Eukaryota, Viridiplantae, Streptophyta, Magnoliopsida, Brassicales, Cleomaceae.